Molecule: messenger RNA, 1278 nt
Organism: Daldinia decipiens
Lineage: Eukaryota; Fungi; Ascomycota; Sordariomycetes; Xylariales; Hypoxylaceae
Product: TIP41-domain-containing protein
Exons: 2
Coding region: 107-1054 (315 amino acids)
Biological process (GO): TOR signaling
Cellular component (GO): cytosol
Source: RefSeq, a predicted model, not a curated record
CUUAGAGCUUGACAAACUUCAACAUUGACUAUUAUUUUGGAACAUCUAAACCAAUACUUUUACCUCUACCACCCCCCCAAAAAUAUAAACCCAACAAAUUCCAACUAUGGCAGCGCACAUAACCUCGCCUAAUGAGCCAUUUCCACGGCCGGACGACAUCGCGCAAGCGACAACAUCACACCGGCAAGGCUCAUUCAUAAUCUCAACGCGAAAACUGCCCAUUUCUAAAGCCGGCCCUAUCGAAGCUUUAGAGCAAGAGCUAGGCAUCCCCGUACCCGAGAUGAUCUUCGGCGACAACCUCGUCUCCGUGCGCCACGUGCCCUCCGGCUGGGCUGUCGAGUUCAACGCUCGCGAUGCUUUAGAUGCCGUGGACAAGACCGAUCGGAAUAUGCUCCAGGUUGCUUACGCCAAGAGCUGGUCUGCCAGUCGCGAGCAGACCAGCGCCGGCAUCAAAGAUGUAGUUAGGCCGUACGAUUGGAGCUACAGCACCACGUACCGGGGCAGCGUCGUCCCCCCGUCGUCCCGAGCUCCCCCGCCGCCGCUAGGUCCAGCAGCUGCCGAGGACGACAGCAACACGGGGGAAUCCAAGGAAUCAAGCGAGCAGACAGCAGAAACAGCCCGAGACAGCAAAUUCGACUUCAAGCCUUCAAAAAACCCCAUCCCAAUCGAACUUCUAAAACGCCGCGACCCCAUCCUCUUCUUCGACGAGGUCAUGCUGUACGAGAGCGAACUCGACGACAACGGAAUCAGCGUCCUCAGCGUUAAGCUGCGCGUGCACGAGCGGCGCAUGCUGCUGCUAGCUCGCCUCUUCAUGCGUCUAGAUAACGUCGUCGUGCGCGUCCGCGACACGCGCGUGUACGUUGAUUUCGCGGCCGAGGAGGUCACGCGCGAGUACACGGCGAAGGAGCUGGGGUUCGAAGAUGUUAAGCGGAAACUGCUCAUGACGGGCCUGGUGCCCGACGCUGUGACGAUAGCGUUACGUGACGCUAAUAAGAUCGUCGACUUGCUUCCUACGGUGGAGCAGACUUUGGAAAGCGUCUCGCUGAGACCGUAGACAUUAGAUACGGAUGGGAUCAUCUUGAAUCUCGAGAGCUUAUUUCUAAGGAUUGGAUUUGGCCGAUUGGGGGCUAUAAGAGGAAUGAACAGACAGACGGGUUUAUGAAUUCUACGAAAUGCAUGGUUUGGCGUUUGCGGAGUUGGGCACGAGUAGAGCUUUGGCUUCCGAGAGGUAUACGUCCACAAGUAAACGGGUUGAUACACGAUCAUACGCUCCGAAGG